This is a messenger RNA of Trichomycterus rosablanca, 3578 nucleotides long. RefSeq names its product transmembrane protein 184C (gene tmem184c). NCBI's taxonomy places the organism in Eukaryota, Metazoa, Chordata, Actinopteri, Siluriformes, Trichomycteridae. Gene Ontology annotation, cellular component: membrane. The record is from RefSeq and is a predicted model, not a curated record. Bases 221 to 1567 code for a protein of 448 amino acids. The transcript is spliced from 10 exons. Gene Ontology annotation, biological process: transport. Gene Ontology annotation, molecular function: transporter activity.
UUACGAGCAGCUUGAGUAGAGAAUAACGGUGAGAUUGAGUGCUAACACUCAGUCAUGUUUGUUUACAGUGAAUCAGCUGAUCAGUUACAUUAGUACUGUACUGCAUAUUAUAAAUAGUUGGAUGUAGCUGGCAGGGAGUCUGUUAGCUAGUAACCCUCCAUAUUCAUCUAGAUCCAGCUUAAUGUGAGUGAUUAGGGUUAAAUCAGUUUAUUGGGAGAAGAUGCCGUGCACCUGUGGGAACUGGAGAAGGUGGAUCAGACCUCUGGUGGUGCUCCUCUAUAUCCUGCUUCUCUUAGUGGUGCUGCCUCUGUGUAUAUGGGAGCUACAGAAGUCAGAGGUUGGCACACACAACAAAGCCUGGUUCAUCGCUGGCAUUUUUGUCUUCAUGACGAUACCUAUAUCUUUAUGGGGGAUUCUUCAACAUCUGGUGCACUACACCCAGCCUGAAUUACAGAAACCCAUCAUCAGGAUAUUAUGGAUGGUUCCAAUAUACAGCUUGGAUAGUUGGAUUGCACUGAAGUACCCGAGCAUUGCCAUUUAUGUGGACACGUGUCGCGAGUGCUAUGAGGCCUACGUCAUCUAUAACUUCAUGAUCUUCCUGCUGAAUUAUCUUGAACGGCAGUAUCCCAGCCUGGUGUUGAUGCUGGAGGCGAAGGAGCAGCAGAAACAUCUGCCACCACUCUGCUGCUGUUCACCAUGGCCCAUGGGAGAGGUGCUGUUGUUGAGAUGUAAGCUGGGUGUUCUGCAGUAUACUGUAGUGAGGCCCGUCACCACCGUCAUUGCAUUAAUUUGUCAGCUGUGUGGGGUGUAUGAUGAAGGCAACUUCAGUUCGAUAAAUGCCUGGACCUACCUAGUGAUCGUAAACAAUGUCUCUCAGCUUUUUGCCAUGUACUGCCUGGUGCUGUUCUAUAAGGCUUUGAGAGAAGAGCUGAGUCCUAUCAAACCUGUGGGAAAAUUCCUCUGUGUCAAACUCGUCGUCUUUGUGUCUUUCUGGCAGGCGGUGCUGAUCGCGCUGUUGGUGAAGGUGGGCGUGAUUUCAGACUCUCACACCUGGGACUGGGACAGCGUAGAGGCCGUGGCCACCGGACUGCAGGACUUCGUCAUCUGUGUGGAGAUGUUUCUAGCUGCAAUCGCUCAUCAUUACAGCUUCACCUACAAGCCUUACAUUCAGGAAGCAGAAGAAGGUUCCUGUUUUGACUCCUUUUUGGCCAUGUGGGACAUUUCGGACAUCCGCGCCGAUAUCUCUGAGCAAGUGCGCAAUGUUGGACGGACAGUAAUGGGUCGCCCCAGGAAGAGCUACUUCUCCCACGAGGCCGAGCAGGAUGAGCACAGGGGCCUGUUAUCCUCCAGUUCUCAUGAUCCCGUUGCUGAGGCCUCCUCCACUCCUCCGUCCCCCUCGGGCAGAUAUCAGGGUCUGGGACACACCACCCCCCCUCACUCUCGCUCGGCCCCCGCUGAACUAUGUUCCACGCCCUGGGACGGAGACGUGGACGACGUGGACGACAUCACGCCCACUGUGCUUACCGGGGAUCCCAAAAACCAGGCACAUUACGCUCAGAUCACUUAGCACGGGUAUAUUUUGUGCUACCAAAGCUGAAGCUGGUAACUGGCAUUAACAUAAUGAGCGCUGUCUGCUAUUCCAACGUCUAAUUAUUUUAUUUUCAGUUAAUGUUUGCAAGGGCUUUUUUUAACAGGGGCAUAUGUGGGAUUUUAAAUGUUAAAUCUGUUUUUAUGUUUGAUUUUAUCAUGCUGUUUUAAUUUUUCUAAAAGACUUAAAUGAACUGACAGACAUGAAAGCACAGUGUAAUUAAACUUAAACGCAUUUAGAUUUUACUGCAUCAAAGAAUAGCGGUUGCUCUGCAGGACAGCUAAUUUAAACUUUGCACACUGUACAUGACUGAAUGACACUAAAGCCCUAUUCAGACUGGAUUUGUUUAUAAGGGGGACGUUUAUCUGACCUACAAUUUUCACUAGUCCCCUCCCUCGCUGUCCAGCCUGGAAGUCAACAGCAAUCUCCAUUCUGACACACAUAUGCAAGUUUAAGACCUCACGUGAAACAUGAAGGGUAAUCAAAUCCAACACUAGAAGAAUCCAAACCAUCAACACAUACCUCAAACAGAUUUUACACAUGACGUGGUUUAACUAAAUGCCAAUCAAGAUCUUAUGGUCAUGAAGUUCAGACCUGAAAAAGAAAGUGGCAGUGGGUCACGGGGAAGCGGAAGCAAAGACGCCCAAAACAAACCUGGAGACCAGUUUUGCUUUACACUUACACUUGAACUGGAUCAUUCAAACAGCCUACACUGGUACAGGACACUGCAUCCAUUGGACACUGAUCAGGAAGCUGGAGGAUCUUGAGUUUGCAAAUGAUCUGGCCUUGUUGGCACACAAUCUUAUUCAUAUGCAGUUAAAGGAGGCUGUAGAGUACGGAUGACUGAAGAUCCGUCAAAAGAAGACGGAACUCUUCAGAAAUAAGCCAGCACUGCUAGGGACGGAGAGCUAAAGAGUUGGAUGAAUUUGUAUGAUUAGCAAGACUGGUGAACAUUACAGCUAGACUCAGAAAAGUCCAGCAGUCCCAUUCUGACCUUCAUCCAGCUUAAAAGUCGUUGUACGCCUCCGAAACAUGAAGAGUAAUCCAUUCCUACUCCACCAGAAACCAAACCGUCAACAGAUGCCUUAGACAGAUUCUACACCAAGUCCAAAUCAAGAUGUUAUGGUCAUGAAGUUCAGAUCCAAAGAACAAAGAGGCAGUGGGUCACAUGGAAGCAGAAGGAUACCCAAAACAAAUCUGGAGACACAGAUUGCUCCCAGAAUUAAAGGCAUCAAUCCAGACCUGUGGGAAAACCAAACGUACCCAUGCAGUGGAGAAUGAAGGAGUAGAGGUCCAAUGUUUCACAAGGGAUGAAAAGACUUGAACAACAUGGUAAAAAAAAAGUGAUACAAAAGUAUCUGGUGACCCUUACUUUGCAUGCUGACAGUAGCUGUCAUUAUAAUAGAUCCUUUAAUCGGUCAUGAAGGUUACACUCUUCAGCGACUUUAUUUUCGUUCUCUUGUUAAUGCUCUUCCAGUCCUGAGAGAAUGUAAAUAAAGCUGCACCACCCCGACCAAGAGAAUUGUCAAGGGACACUGUUUUCACUCUUCUUGAACUGAUUACUAUGGUUAUGAACAGCAGACGAGUAACUACAGUGAGUACCAGUGGCCAAAAUCCUCUUCUCAUGUAACUACAAAUGUAUGGAGAUAUUUAUCUUAACUCAAAUAAAUUCAAAUGAUCUAAGAUAAAAUGUUUAAAAACAAUCAGGCCGCCACUGGAUACUGCAGGUUGAUCUCUCAGAGGAAGAAGGGGAACAACCAUAGACAAAUAAGCACCAGUAAAUAUGGUACUUACCCUGAGUCCCCUGAUCUACUAGUUAAAAUUCAUAAAGGUUUCAAUUCAUUCUGUCUAUAAAUGUUUUUUUUUUUUUUUCUUAAUCAAGUCUCUAUACCUAAUCUGUUCACCAUAUCUGUUAUGUAUGGUCACUUUUGAUGUUUCCUCUCUGCUGGGAAAUAAACAGAAAAUCUGAUCAUUUCUAACUCAGGAUUAA